This is a messenger RNA of Cuculus canorus (common cuckoo), 2388 nucleotides long. It is a transcript of the gene WASHC3, whose product is annotated as WASH complex subunit 3. Gene Ontology annotation, biological process: actin filament polymerization; exocytosis. The record is from RefSeq and is a predicted model, not a curated record. The transcript is spliced from 7 exons. NCBI's taxonomy places the organism in Eukaryota, Metazoa, Chordata, Aves, Cuculiformes, Cuculidae. Gene Ontology annotation, cellular component: WASH complex. The coding region runs from base 97 to 702 and encodes 201 amino acids.
CGCCCCUCGGAGCGAGAGUUUCCCUUCCGGGUUGUUCGAGGGAGCUGAGGAGUGAGGCGGGUGCGGGGCCACUCUCCGUCCCUCUGCCCCGCGGGGAUGGACGAGGAUGGGCUGCCCAUUGUGGGCUCCGGUAUCGACCUCACCAAGGUUCCUGCUAUUCAGCAGAAGAGAACUGUAGCAUUUCUAAACCAGUUUGUGGUUCACACAGUGCAAUUUCUCAACCGAUUUUCCACUGUUUGUGAAGAGAAAUUGUCAGCACUGUCUCUCCGUAUCCAGCAAAUUGAAACAACACUCAAUAUUUUGGAUGCAAAGUUAUCCUCUAUUCCUGGCCUAGAAGAUGUCAAAUUUGAAGUGUCCAAUGCAAAUAUGAAUAGUGUUACAAAUGAUCCUGUGGCACAAGCUACUACAGAUCAACAGACAGCUGUAUCGCCUCAAUCUGGACAGAACAACGUACAUGAAGAAGGAUUACUGAAAACAGAGAUAGUAACAGAAAAUGUCAGAACUGUGGCCAAGGAUCCAAGAUACGCGAGAUACCUCAAAAUGGUACAAGUGGGUGUUCCUGUAAUGGCAAUACGAAACAAAAUGAUUUCUGAAGGGCUAAACCCAGACCUUCUCGAGACACCAGAUGCUCCUGUGCCUGCCUGGGGAGAUGAUGGGAAAGCAGAAGACAGUUCUGAUAGUGAAUCAUCGUUUAGUGACUAAACAGACUGAUGUUGGCCUUUGGAAAGCUCUCCUGAGUGCUAAUCUGCUUGGAUCUUUUUUUUGUGUGGGUCACAUGGGUGAGAUGGUUUACCUGACAGCAUUUUUAAGAACUAAGAUCCUCCAUUGCCUCUGAGAAAGUUUAAACAAGCAGCGUGUUUCAACCUGAACCUUUCCACCAUGAAAAUCGAUUGUGAGAUCCUUGCAAUUUUUAUGCUGCAUCAUGUCAGAUUCCUUCCUGAUUCUUCUAAAAUUACUUUGUAAAACUCUAAAAAUUCCAUGCCUCUAAGCCUCUAGGUCUCUAAGAGUACAUUCUGGUCAUUACUGGAUUUGUUAUGAUGUAACACUUCUAACCUAAGUUGCCUUCUUUUCUGUCCCAUAACAUACAGGUAAAGUAACUUUUCAAAAUUAAAUUGUUUAAAUGUAAUCUGAUGAGCUGUGUUUUUUCCUAAUAUAUUAUAUUCUGAGGUGACACUACAAGAAGUACACAGAAGUUGGCUAUCAGAAGUCAGCUAUCAUAGUGACUGCAAAUUAGUGAUACUGUGUUUUGAGAGAAGCUAAAAUAUGAGUGAAAAAUAUAUUAAAACCCAAUGUGUUUCCAAAGUAUAUACUGCUAUUCAAAUUCAUGUUAGAGUCUGUACAGAGUUGUUAAUGGAAUUCCUGCUUUGUAGAAGACUUCAUUUAUUGAAUUUGGGUUAUGGUAGUAUAGAAAGCCACAAACAUUGCAAGAUUGAUUUGAAAAUGACAACGUGAAAUAAGCAAGGGACUGGGAGGCUAUUAAUAGAAUACCAGACUGUCACUACUUGUUCACUGUCACAUGAGUUGGUAGAAACCACAGUCUGACUGCUUGUUGGGCUUACUCCAAAGGAGCUGUGGCUGAGCAGUUUGCACAGGAUAAGAAAUCACCUCCAAAUCAGUGUCAUUGCUGGUAAUUUCAGCAAAGAAGCCAAAAUACAGUUUCUAUAAUGAUAAAACUUGGCUUGCUACCUCUUUAGGUGUGCAUUGGGGAACAAUAUGAAGAAAUUCACUUGGAGCCUGACUGGCCCUGACUUUCCUCCAAAGUGCUUAAUCUACUGCAUGAGUCAAAAAUGACAUUUCUUUAAAGAAUUUUCUUUAAUAUAAUUGUUACACAUGAAAUUCUUCACAAUCUAUUUGGUUUCCCCAGAUUAUUGUGAUUAUACCAGAAUGCCAUGGGCCAGGCAGUCAUUCAUUUUCUGGUAUUUCCAGACGAGGAGAAAAAACUGAAGCUCGAAGAAUAUAAAUAUGUUAGCUUUUAUGACCAAGUCAUUAUCUUCUCUCUUAAUUGUUGAUGACACUUCAGUAGGUUAGCUGCUUUUUUUCCCAUGUAACUUACGCAUGGCUCUCAUACACGUCUAGCAGACGCAUUCAUGUUCUUCAUGACCUGUAAAUCGGAGUGAUACCUGAAUCCCUGUGAAAGCAUAUAUGCACUAGCAAAUGUCUAGAGAUGACAUUUCAGUGAUGAGUUAAUUAUUAUUGAACACUAAAACAAAAAUAUUGAAUAGUUAACGCUUGGUAACUAAACAAAUAAUAGCAUAUUAGCAAUAAGUAUUUAAAAAGUAAAUGUUAUAAUGUUAUUUCAGAAAGCAUAUAUUAAAACACUGGUUACUUUUUGAAAUCUAUAUUUGAAAACUCAUUGAAGCAAUCUGUAUAAUUAAAGCUAUGUUUUGU